AAUGGAUAUUAUGAAUGACUGAUUUUAACGGUCGUUUACUCGUUACUCGUUAGUCGUUUUUGAUAAUCUCACAAAUUUGAAAUUAUAAGUAUCAAUUAAUUGUCCCAGUAAAUUAGUUUAUGAACAACACUAAAAAUGAAGAGAGUUGGGAGCCAACCAGCUAAAAUUCAAAAAAAGUAUAGAGUAGAAGAUGAUGCGAAAGAUCCCAUUCAAGUUUAUUGUCGAAUUCGCCCUGUACAGUCCAAUUUAGAAUCGUCAUGUAUCAAAGUUGUUUCCGAUACUGAAAUACAAAUAUAUUGUUCACCAGAUGAUAGAGGAAUAUCUAGAGAAGGACAAUUCAGUUACAAAAAAAUAUUCACUGAAUAUGAGUCCCAAGAUGUGGUCUUUCAAAAUAUGGGAUUGCCACUCAUUGAACAACUUUUGACAGGAAAGAGUAGUUUAAUAUUUGCAUAUGGAAUAUCAGGUAGUGGCAAAUCAUACACAAUGACUGGUAACCAGGAAGAUGGUGGUAUUGUUGGAAGAUGCUUCGAUGUCAUAUUCAAUUCUAUUCAAAAUUACCAAGCUGGAAGGUAUACUUUUAAACCUGAUAAACUUAAUGGAUUUGAUGUACAUAGUAUGGAAGACAUUUUGUUUUUUAAAUCUGAAGAAUUCAAAAACAAUGUUAAAAAUCCUACAAAAACAUCAAAAAAAAAAGAUGCAGAUGCAGAUCGUAUACCAUUUAAUUAUAAAGUUACAGAUAUAGAACAAGAUGUAGCAUACUCAGUCUUUAUAAGCUACGUAGAAAUAUAUCAUAAUUAUGUUUAUGAUCUUUUAGAAGAUGUAUCUGAUGGAGAAAUAAGACGAAACAGUAAAAUAAUAAGGGAAGAUGCUAAUGGAAAUAUGUAUGUGCAUGGAGUAAAUGAACAAGAAGUAAAUAAUGCAGUUGACGCUUUUGAAUGGUUAAGAAAAGGUCAAUUGAGAAAGCGUACUGCACCAACCUUUUUGAACAUGGACUCCAGUCGCAGUCAUACAGUUUUUACUAUACGAGUUGUACAAGCACCUUUGGAUACUGAUGGGAUAAGUAUAAUUCAAGAUAAGAAGUAUACAGUUGUGAGUCAGCUGUCACUAGUAGAUUUAGCUGGAAGUGAACGAGCUGGGAAAGCAAAGACAACUGGACAAAGACUUCAUGAAGCUGGAGAAAUAAAUAAGUCACUAUCAAAUUUGAAACAAUGUCUUAAAAUAUUAUAUGAAAAUCAGUCUUCUAGCAAUUUAAGGAAUAUUGCUGAGAAAAUCCCUUACAGAACAUCACGUCUUACACAUCUAUUUAAAAGUUUUUUUGAAGGUUCUGGUUCAAUCAGAAUGUUAAUUUGUGUUAACCCUAUGUCUGAAUAUACAGAGCUUUUGCCUGUUCUACAAUUUGGUGAAAUGUCUGGAAGUGUUCAAGUCAAACGAACAACCCCAUUACGUAUGGAUAUAGGCUUGACUCCAGGAAGAAGAAAAGUCAUUGAUAUUCAAUCUAUUAACCGCAUUCCUUGCGUAAUUGAGGAAGAUGCUAGAUAUCCACAAGAUAAUAAAAUUAAUUAUGAAUCAAAAGAAAACUGUUUUGGAAGUUAUAUUAAUUUGGGACCUCCAUUGCCAGAUUUGGAAGUAGAUGAUUUAUUAGAUGAUGAGAAGAGAAAAGAAUUAGUUACUGCCCUUGAUCAGAGAAUAAGAAAAAAGGAUGAACUUCGUGAAAUAUUGAUUACUCAGAGUAAUGACAUUCGAUCUCAGAUAGUAUUCUUAGAAAGCAAUUUUGCAGGUGCAAAACAAGAAAUAAAUUCACUGCAAAUUCUGAGGGACCAAGAUACCAAUAAAGUUAAGCAAUAUCAAAACAAAUCAUUUUUACUAGAAAAUGAAAUGGCGUCGCUAAAAAGAAAAUUAGAAUUUUUGGAUAGUGAGAACAAAAGAUUAAAAUCAGAUUUAAAUGCAAAAGACAACAUGCUAAAUCAAGUUUCAGUGGAUAAAGAUCUGUUAAAACAAAAGUAUAAUACUAAAAUUGUUAAAAAACAAGAACAGUUGUCCAGAGAGUUCAAAGAUAAAUGGAAGGUUCAAGAAAAUGAGUUUGAGGCUAAAUUACAAGAUAAGAAACGCAAAUUAAGACACAUCAAAAAUAUAGUGGAAAGCACAGAAAAUAUUCCUGGCCAUUUUUCCAGGCGUAUUGUGAAAAGAACCCUAUCUGAUGAAAGCUUAAAUAAAAUAGAGCCAGUUGUGAACAGAGAUAAACCCUCAGAUUCAAAACAAAAUGAGCCAUCACAAGCAACAUUAAGAUACUUACGUUCAAGACGAUCCAAAUCGUGUGACCCACAUGAACGUUGGAUUGAACACAAACCCCCAGCACCUAUUCCUUUGCAAACUAUCAUGCAACCCAAGUUGAAGAAGCGCAAAUCCGUUACCAAGUUGACAGAUGCCAAAACAGUAUCAAACAAUGGUGCAUCAAAAUAUUGUUUAUUGACACAAGGUUCAGAUGAACAAGGCGUUCCAGAAGCUAAACUAUAUAAAGCUGAUAUUAUACAAACGAUGGGAGGAGGUGCUCAGGUUGUGUUCAAUGAUGUUGAAACGUUAAAACAGGAUUCGCCAUUAGGUGGAUCUCCGGUGAAAAACCGUAUCCAGGCAUAUAAUAAUGAAGUAAAGGCUCAUAGAGGCGGUCCAGAUGAUGUACAAGCAAAAUGCUAUGGCAUCCAAGGAGGGUUUACUCCGACGUCCAGAAAAUGAUUUAAUUAUAUAAAUCGUAUAUCGUAAUGAAUUACAAACAAAAAUAUAUUAAAUUUAAGGAGAAUUGGCUACCGUAUGUGAUAUCAAUUUUAAAUUGCUUUUUAUUAUUAUUAUAUAUUCAUAAAUAUUAAAUAUAAAUUGUACAUAACAUUACUUUAAGAACUUUUAAGUUUUAUGUAACUUACUAUUUGUAAACAGAUUUUUUUUUAUACCUUAAUUUGACAGUGCAAGGACUAAGGAAUCAAUUCCAUACAAAAUGCCAUCUCAAUGAUAGUUUCUGCUCUAUAUUAAUGUCAGUAUGAUUUGCGUUUUAUAUAUAUUUUGAAUGUUUUUUUUUAAUUCACUAUAAAAUCAAUUGUUUUGUUUAUUUUUUUUUAAAUUUUUGUACUAUAGUUUUUUGGCAUUAUAUAAUUAUUUAUUUAUAACUAAGUUUUACCUGCAGAAGUGUUGUGAAAUAUUUUUAUAAUAUAUUAUAUACUACAAUAAUUUGUGUAUUAAAUAAAGCAUGGUUUUUUAUUGA
Messenger RNA from Metopolophium dirhodum (rose-grain aphid), 3250 nucleotides. Its product is annotated as kinesin-like protein KIF23. Lineage: Eukaryota; Metazoa; Arthropoda; Insecta; Hemiptera; Aphididae. Gene Ontology annotation, biological process: microtubule-based movement. Bases 136 to 2730 code for a protein of 864 amino acids. Gene Ontology annotation, cellular component: kinesin complex; nucleus; microtubule. The record is from RefSeq and is a predicted model, not a curated record. Gene Ontology annotation, molecular function: microtubule motor activity; microtubule binding; ATP hydrolysis activity. The transcript has 15 exons.